AUGGGCAGCGGCAGCAGCCGGCGGCGGGGGCCCGCGGGCAGAGCGGGGCAGAGCCGGGACCUGCCGGGGACCGCGCCGGCCGACGGCGAGGGGGCGGCGGCACCGCCCGGCCCCGGCCGCCGAGCCCCGGCCGCCGGCGGCAGCAGCGCGGAGGCGGCGGGAGGCGGCGGCGGGGCCCCGCUCCAGCAGGCGGCUUUGUCAACCAGAAGCCCACCAGGCACAGAGAACAACAACCUUGACCAGCAGUGCCCAGAAAACAGCAAGAAGGGUUUGGGGCAGCCCACAAUACUGUAUGAUUACUCGGAGGAGGAGCUGAUGGCCAGCAUCGAGCGGGAGUACUGCCGCUGAGCCCACCGCGGAACGGCAGGCACAGCCUGGAGCCCAGUGAGCAGAGCUGCUGUGACACCACAACUGCACGGAGAGGGGGCUGCUGGAGGGCACUGGAGUUGAGGGGCUGCUUGGGAAUAACUGAGGAGAAAGUUCACCGAUCAGCUCCCAGUGAGAGCAGGAAGAUCCUCACCAGCUGCUGAUUUCUGAUUGGUGCCACUGUAAGAGGAAUCAAUUAAUCUUAAGAAUCGAUAUUUAGAAGCUCAUUUCUAAAUGCUAUUUUUAAAUGAACAUGUACUAGAAUGUGUCAUACUAGAGGUGUUGAAAUGGGGUGCUUUGAAGGAAUCUUUGAACCUAGUAAAAUCUUGCAGCAAUAUCAUCUGAUCCAGAACUUAAGGGGAUGUUGAAUGAAAUUAAUGUUUCUGCCACCUAAAAUGUGCCAAAUUGCACUUGUGCAAGCCUCAGGUUCAGGUCUGAGUUUGAUACUGUCUCUUUCAAUCUGGUCCCAGUCUGGCCCCCAGUAUGGGAGAUGAAAAGGGGAUUGAGCCCACCAUCUAGCGCAUGGGCAGUUUUUUCAAUCGUAAAAAACAUUUCCCCUCAAACCACGACAUUCCAGAGUUCAAAUCCCACCACACUGCCAAAUUAGGCUCCUGGGAGCCAUCAGUGAGUACAGGAUUUGUGUGAUCCCUUUGGGGCAGGGUCCCAGCAUAGGUGUCCUACCUGGGCAUAGAUCCAUCCCAGUGAUGGGAGUGAAAGCAGGAGGCACAUCCCCAUUUCAGUCAUCCUCCUCAAAGGGUAUUUGCAUGCUCUUGUAGAGCAGCUGUUUGGGAUCAGUUUUCAGAAUUGCUGCUCCUAGCCCUUCCCUAAUAUUUCUUGUCCUACAAGAAAAAUCACUGCAUUUUACCAUUAGCUGACUGCAAAGUAAACCAGAAAGUUCUCUCUUCUAAGGAGAUAGUAUUUGCAGUGCUCCCAGACAGGGAAGCCUGGUAUUUUGGGUGUCUGCUUUUAUUAUAUCUGCAUGUUAACGUAUUAUGAGUAUCUGCUUAUUAUCAGAAGUAGAAAAAUACUUUAUUUCUAUCUUCUGCUGAAGCAUAAAAGGCAUCAGAUGAAAUUUUCACUGCAUGUAAAUGCAAGAAAAAGCUGCAGGUCACCUCUUAAGAUGCUGUAUUUUAAGUACUUUAUGAUUCCUAGGACCUGUGAAACAAAUAAAUGCACCUAUACUCUGAA
Molecule: messenger RNA, 1554 nt
Organism: Haemorhous mexicanus (house finch)
Lineage: Eukaryota; Metazoa; Chordata; Aves; Passeriformes; Fringillidae
Gene: CYS1
Product: cystin 1
Exons: 3
Coding region: 1-348 (115 amino acids)
Source: RefSeq, a predicted model, not a curated record